This is a messenger RNA of Serinus canaria (Common canary), 2381 nucleotides long. RefSeq lists its product as uncharacterized. The transcript has 3 exons. Bases 1 to 1017 code for a protein of 338 amino acids. The record is from RefSeq and is a predicted model, not a curated record. Lineage: Eukaryota; Metazoa; Chordata; Aves; Passeriformes; Fringillidae.
AUGGCUGCAGUCCUUCGGGGAGAAGGGGAGCUCGCACCCGUGCGGAGCAGUGACCUGCUCAGAAAAGGGGAAACAUUCUUCCCUACUCGUGAGAGGAGCGGGGGCGACUUGGACAGCAAGUCAUGGGCUCCUCUGGAAAACGGGAAACGUCCAGAAAAUCGCGGAAUCGGGAAAUGCCGGUGCCUCCCGAGGCUUCGGCAUCGCUUCGGCGCUGGAGGGAGAGGCAGAGUCCCCAAGUGCCACCUGUCACCUCCGGGAGUGGCAGCUCAGCUUCCCCGAGGGACGGGAGUUGCAGAGGAGCCCGUCAGGAUCAUCCCGCUGCGGGCUCCUGGCAGGGACUGCAAGAGCAGGAGAGGAGGAAAUGUUACACGGGGAGACGCUUUUCCCAAAGGAAAAGCCAUCCCCCCAGGAUUUCGCCAUUCCGCAGCUCGGAGUCGGGCUGGCCCCUCUGAAAUCCCUUCUCCAGACAGCUGCAGCUGCUGUAAAUCCCACCCGGGGCUCCCGAGCUGUAACACAGGAGGGAAGGUGAGGGAAGGUGAGCAGCCAGGCUCCCCCUCCCCAGCUCCCAGCCCCGCAGAGGUGCGGCCCUUCCCGGCUCUCAGGGGCCGCGUUACAAAAGUCUGGGUCCGGAGCGAGUCGCAGUUUCCCACAGUCGCCAGCCAAUCCGAGCGUGCCCGGGACAAUGGGAAAGCAUCCAUUACAGCAUGGCAAAUUGCCUGUGAAUUGCCUGGGGAUAAUACCCCGCUCCCAAAGGAGCAGGUGGGCCGGGGAGUGUGGGACACAAUAGGGUUUGGCAUCGCGGCGCUGGGCAGGGAACGUGGGAAAGCGUUGCCCGUCAUUAUCAUCCGGCUUCUGCCUGAUGUUGGGAACCUCGACAUCUCAAUGUGCUGCCUUUUCCCAGGCUGCCUUGAAAUGAAGCACAGAAGACUGAUCCCAGGAAGAGAUAAUGCUCUGCGCCCCAAAGAGAGGUUGAAAAGGGAAAGAUGCAGAAUUAGAGGGACUAAACCCUUUCAUUGACAUUAAACCGUGCUUAGAUGAAUACAGUACCAGAUAAUUUUCAGGCUAAAAUCGAGGGGAGAGUCCUUCAAACAGUUCGCUUGAAAUAUUUUCCUCUGUAUUAUUUAAAGUCCCUCUGUAAGUUAUACCCAGAGCUCUUCCUUGCUUUUGUUUGGGUAAUCUGGGCUUUCCUACUGCGGCCCGUGGCAUGUCGUGAUUGUGAUGUCUUUCCCAAACACGUCCUGUUCGAUUUCAUGCUGCUUUGUAAAUCCUCACUGUGUCUGAGUCUCCACCUAAAUAUAUUUCCCGUUUACAGACAUCUGAGAGGGAGUGAAAAGUCAGCUCCUGGCUAUUAUUUUGCUAUAACAAAAUUUCCUGACUAUAAUUUUGCUGAUUAUCCCAUUUGCAGGUUGUCCCACAGGUGGGAGGCCCUCCUGUGACUCUGCCCAGUCCUGGGGUUUCUCACCUCUGUAGCGAAGGAGGAAGGACCAGGCAGGAUCCUGGGUUGGAGCUGCCUUGGAGCAAUAUUUAUUUAUUUUUUCCAGGCUGUUUUAAGCUGCCAGCUCAGGUCUGCUGCCCCCUUCCAGCACAGCCCAGUACAAACCCAGUUCAGGACCUGUCAUGCAGCUUUUGACCACCUGUUUCUUACAACAUUGAUGAAAACCCUGCUUAUUUCUUGUGUCUGCCUUUCAAAAUCAGACAGGAAACCUCUGAUUUAAUAAUGAGAGCAUCCCUCCCCUGGCCAAACCUGUGUCCUGGAAGCCUGGAUAGCAAAGUGUCCCAUCACACAGAGGCUGGUGAAUAAAAGGAAAAAUUCUGCUAAAGGUGAUCCUGGAUUUUAAUUAUUAACCUGGAAAUAUUUUUUUUUUCACAAUUUCCACAAGCCCAAAGACAAUUUAUGUUUAGAUGGAUCACUCAGGGCACAACAAUUUUAAUUCUUGAAUGGUUGUCAAAAACUACAACUGAACACAGACCAGGAGUCCCAUUCCAGAUCAGCUCACUGAAUUAUUUGGUCAGCUUGUAACCUGCAGUAUUCCUUGGAGCUGGGGCUACCCCUGCUGCAGGUGUGGGAAAUGAAUCUGGAGAAAAUUCUUAACAUUUGAUAGAAGAUUUUUUAGAAGGCUUGUAUUUGUAUGUAAAUUUUGAGAUAAAAAAUAUCAGAAAUAUCAUAGAAUAGAGAUUGAUUGUUGAGAGAGAAAUCGAAUUAGAAAUGAGUUUUAAAGGAUGGUUUUGUAAAUAGGAUUAGAUAUUUUAGAGAAAUAGAAUUAUGAAAGAUGUCUUGUUGUAGGACUUAUGAGCAGUAAUUUUAGAUGAUUAGUUUUAAGGUAUUUAUAUUAUGGUGUGGUUGAAGCUGAUAGGCUAAUAAACAUUUAGAGUAUAUUGCA